This is a messenger RNA of Cotesia congregata, 1362 nucleotides long. Lineage: Eukaryota; Metazoa; Arthropoda; Insecta; Hymenoptera; Braconidae. The record is from the annotation of a GenBank genome assembly.
AUGGCCGGUGUUAAGCCAAUAAUAUCAUAUGAGAUUGAUGGUGAUUUGCAGUAUGUUACUGACCCGAAUGUUAGUUUUGCUAAUUUAGAGGACGACCUCAGCCUUGAAACACCGCUCAGGAUAGCAAUGAAAAAUGCGUCGACUAGUAAAGAUCAACAGCAACAGCAGCAGCAGCAUCAGCAGCAGCAGCAGCAGUUGUCUUAUGUUAUUUCAGAUGACGGCGAUAUACAGCACGCUGAAAACAGAGAUAUGAAUAAUUUAAUGACCGAGGUAGCUGUGAUGGACAUGCAGUUACCGAAUUUUGUAGAGGGACCGGGAUUUUCAAGGUUCAUGACUAUGCUUAGUUCAACGUAUGACAUUCCUAGUAAAAACAAACUCGAGGCGGAAUUAAUACCCAACAUGUAUAAUAAGUAUAAAAAUUACUUGGUUAAUGUUUUAAAUAAAGUUUCGACAGACAUAGGAUUGACUAUAGAAGAGUGGAAGUCAAGCAAUGAUGAGUAUUUUAUAACUAUCUCGAUGUUUUAUCAGAAUUCAGAAGAAGCUAUAAUGGAAACAAAAGUAUUAACGACAGUACAUGCCCCCAGAGAAUGGGGUACUGGUCAGUGGGACAAUUUUAUUGAAUUAUUUUUGUACGAAUGGAACUUGACGCAAGAAAAAAUAACUGCUGUUGUUGUUGCGACGACUCUUCAAGAUUUACUCAAUGCUUUAACCAGUCGAGGGUUUAUUUUGAUACCCUGUUUGCUGUAUACGUUACAAGAGUGUGCUCAAGAAUGCUUUGAACACCCAAGAGUCAAAGAGAUCUUGGUGGCUUGUCGAAUAAUCGUAGGAGUUAUGACUGCAAAAACUGGUGGUGGUGAAAAAGAGAGUUUGGAAGAACAAGAAAUGUAUUAUGAGCUACCGUAUGCUAGUGAAGAAGAAAAAGCUGAAUCAAUGAAAGAAAUUAAAGAAAUUAUAAAAAAAUAUAUUCAUGAUGAUGAGAGAAAAUCAGCGAGUAAAGAACCGGCUAAUAAAAAGAGUAGAUUAUCUGGCAUGGAGAACCUUUUCAAAGAUUUUAAUUCAAAGAAAACGCGAACGACGAUUUCGGAUAAAGCAGAGUUGGAGAUGGUACAAUAUCAAGGUGAAUCCGGCGAACCAUUAGGAUCAUGUCCAAUUGAGUGGUGGACAAAAUUAUCAGCCAAGUGUCCAUAUCUCUAUAAACUCGCAACACAUUACAACUGUGUACCAGUUUGUUGUGCCCCGUCAACACGCAUUCAUCCAGACGCACAAAUUGUUUAUAAUUUAAAACGCGCGGCUAUACCUACUCAUCUUAUUGACAAGAUGAUUUUUCUUAAUUGCAAUCACACCGUUAGCCCAAGUGUUUGA